Messenger RNA from Alternaria alternata, 554 nucleotides. RefSeq lists its product as hypothetical. The transcript has a single exon. NCBI's taxonomy places the organism in Eukaryota, Fungi, Ascomycota, Dothideomycetes, Pleosporales, Pleosporaceae. The record is from RefSeq and is a predicted model, not a curated record. The coding region runs from base 138 to 476 and encodes 112 amino acids.
CUUUGGCUGACAAAGUCUCAAGGGAGGCAUACCUUUCGUAACGACCCUCGUGGGCGGUGCACCAACCCAAGCACGAGGUACGACUCCCUACUGUACGCGACUAAGUGGCGCGGGCGUUUCAACAACCAGGUCCAAGUAUGUUUUGCGAACAGAAUACGUGUCGUGAACUAUCAUGGGGCGAUCCAAUUCUGCGCUCUGUGAUUGUCGUACGCAAAAAGCUAAGGCGGAGCUGCUGGUGGCCUUGCUCGAUGGCUGCCUGCUGGCGGUAUGGGCCCAGAAUAGCAUCGCGAAAUGGGCAAGAGACGAGAUACGGUUGGACCCGUGAAGGAUGCCUGUGCCACUGUCCGUUUCACACCAGCCUCUCACAAUGCUUUCCACCGCGUAGCGUCGGAGCCAACUCCGUGCCGCGACUCCUUCGCACUCUGCACGUGACGAAAAACCGGUCACCGAGUGCCCGCAGUAUCGUGAGUGGCUAGAUUGCCUCCAGUAUGCCGAAGAGCGAAUUGCACUCCAGCGUAGCCGUGAUGAGGCGUCGUGGCGCGGAUUGCGUACCG